AUGUCCAUGAACAAUGUUGCUCAUGAGCAACCCCGUUAUGAGCAAGGAUACUCGUUGAUGUGGCGGGAGCAGAGUCCGCGCACUGAGAACGACGGCGCCGGCCACCGCCUGCCGCCCGGCGCCGACGUCGUCAAGUUCUUUGCCGAUUACCGCUGCAGGAUCAUGCGGUUGCCGCCGGCGCAGCAGCACCCUUAUGUGCCGCGCGUGUUGCAUCUGCCUCGGGGCCCGAACCCGGAUUAUAUGGUCUUCUCGCGGGAAGAGAUGGAUGUGAUGGUAGGCACUGCAGGGCUAGCAUAG
Messenger RNA from Phialemonium atrogriseum, 297 nucleotides. RefSeq lists its product as uncharacterized. The transcript has 2 exons. Bases 1 to 297 code for a protein of 98 amino acids. Lineage: Eukaryota; Fungi; Ascomycota; Sordariomycetes; Cephalothecales; Cephalothecaceae. The record is from RefSeq and is a predicted model, not a curated record.